UGACACUUAAAUUGCCGAUGGAAAACGAAAGUAAAAAUCAAUUAUUCACCAAGUUGUGAGUUGCAAAAAAAUACAAGUCGGACUGUAAUACUAAAAUAUCAGCAUGAACUUUUUGAGUAAUUUAAACUUAAAAUUUGUUUAAACAAGUUUACUGUGUAGGCGCCACAGAUUUAUAUGAAAAAGUUGAUUGCAAUAAAAAACAGUGGAUCUUGAGCGUUAUGCGAGUUCCCGACAUCACGUUAACAGCUGGAAAUGCUGCACAAUUUACGCACAACAUUAGCAACUUUAAUAGUCCACUUAGCGAACAACAACAAUUAACAACCGGCUCUGCAGAAGUAGAGUCCAAAUUACACUCAACGCAAUCGGAUCGAAAGGAGUUAAAUAAGAAUGACAACUGGCCAUCAGCUGAAUUAAAUGCCACAGCUGGAUUUUUUGAUAUCCCGCCAAGUGCUCAGUACACUAACUCCUCAAUAUACACCUCUUCGGCUGGUGAGUUCGUUCAACGCGCACUGAGCUCCUCUCUGGCGGUGCCAUAUGAAUAUACGAAUCCUACUUUGCCCGGUAGUAGAUAUGAUGAGUAUUACCAACGAAAUUUACAAACCUUAAAUUAUGCAGAGAAUUUUGGUAGCAAUAGCAAUAGUGCCUAUAAGGGAUUCCAAGAGGUGUAUGUAAAUCGUGCCGCGAUCGCUUUGGAUGACUACGAAAAAAUCAAUCGCACAGCACAAUUUGAAAACAAGCUCGUUUCGAACUCGGCAGAGACAAAGUGCAAUAACUUUGAUAAUCGUAUAGCCCCGAGAGGUGUGAGACAAAGUAUUCGUACGAACGAUCAAAAUAACGGGAUGAAAAAAGAUUUAAGCAGUACCGUUGGCGAACUAAACUCAAAUGAUCCCGAACAAGCCAACAAGCAGGUAAACGUGUCAAGCCUUGAUUAUCCGAGGAAUGCAAAUGUUGCCGAAAACGAAUACAAUGAUCAAUCUAUGUUGGAUUUAUGUAACGAUCGGAGCCAUAAAUCAGCCGUUGAACAACAUAACGAUGAAUUAGAUGAGUACCUAACAUCACCAACUUCAUCCAGCGUCUCUUUGAGCACACCUCAACGCUCCUAUUUCCCUCGUGGCAUUAUAAAUCCCAACUAUCCUGGCUUUCAGCACUUAGCGCACACACUCUCCGAACACUUUAUUGGCUGUACACCAUCCGAUUCGUAUGACAGUGAUAUGUCCGAGUGUGAAAUGGAGUUGAGUGGCGAUAGUUGUGAAGAGCUGCCAAGCGAGGAGCAGCGGGUGGAGAUGAAUAUGAAAAUGAAUAUCUACAAUAACAAUAGUGGUAGUAAUAAUGGUAGUUACCAGAGAUCAACAGUGGAUAGUCAACAACAACAACAACAACAACAACAACAACAACAACUCCACGGGACAGCCUACACGGAUGCUAACAGCAAUAGUUCCACUAUAAAUAGCCUAACCAAUGAAACCAUGCAGCAGCAACAACAACAACAACAGCAGCAACAACAUCAACAGGACCAACAUAGCAAGCUGGGUGCACUGAUUGCAAAUGAAUUGCACGAGAAUUUGCGGCAAUUGCUCACCUUGAAUGUGCCAGACAAUUACACCGAUGCCUAUAUAAUCAACUCGGCAGAUAAUUUUGCAUUUCGUUGUGACCAAAAGUGUCGUUUGGUAGCACAAAUCUAUGAUGAGCGACAGCAACAAGUGUACGGCACCACACCAGACAUCUUACUGAAGAACUCUGAUUUGCGUGUGGAGCAAGUUUCGAAAAAGGAGAAUAGACCCGAUUUGUUGCGUGGCGUUAGUCCACAGCCACUCAGAAAACGCACCGAAGUGUCAUGUGAAGAAAAUAACGAAAUUAUUGAAGAGUCGGUUAAUAAGCGCGAUAAAGUUGCUGACCAAAAAGGGAUGGUAUCGAAUGAGAAUGGUAGCUAUAAUGCCACACCGCUGCGCUCAAGUGAUAUCGGCAGAGAGGAUGGUGUGGGCUUCGGCAUGACACCGGUAGAUAUUAUUGGGGAUUUUGAGCAGGAAGUGGAGAGAGAGUUCGGUCUACUUGUGAGCGGUUACAGGCGAUUGGUCGAAACAAGUGAUGAGGUAAACGAAGAUGAAAAAUUGGUUGGCGAAGCACAACCAAUUGAAAAGGUAUCGGAUGCUAUGCUAUCGAGCGCACAAGAUCGUAUUGAUUCGGACAAAUAUGUAACUGCUUUACAGCAAAAUAAGGAAGAUAUUUCGACCAAAACUCAGAUGCAAUUUGAUGAACGAAUACCAUCACCAUCGAUGGACUUUAUGGAGGACAAUAAUGCCGUCGACUGGUCAUAUGGACAUUGUGGCGAUUCGGAAGAGAUGAAUCUCUGUAACGCCAAAGAGAGCGAACACGAUAACAAAUUGGAUGAUGUUACCGAUGUCAGCACCGUUAGCAAUACAGAGAGCGCACAAAUGCGAAAACCCAAAUACCAAAAGGCAUCGUAUGAUGAGCGACAACUACCACCGGUAGCCAUUGAAUACAAACGUUGCACACAGCAAAGUGCGCGUAAUUCAAGAAAAUCGUCAGGGCAGAGCUAUGAUAAAUCUGAGAAGCCUACUAAGGCAGCAGGUGGCAGCAAGAUUGGACGUAAUCAUAUAAAAACGGGUUUCACCAAUCGUUUGUUCAGUUCGAAGCGUAGCAAUAUGGGCGGUGGCUCGAGGUGCGGCGAUAAAGUGGCUGACACCAAUGCCAACCGACGUCGGGAGGAAGCUGAAAUGCAUCAGUACCAACAGCUGAUCAACAACAAGGAGCUGAUUUUGAGUAAUAGUCGUUAUACGAAAAUGUCAGCGUGGGCGCAGUAUUUAAAGAAUUCGGUGAAAACCCAAGGAGGCAAAUACUCGAGCACCGAUUUGGCAUCACCAAGUGCUUUGGAUUUGUUUGAUGCUUAUAAAAUUGGUGGAGAUUUUGAUUUGGAAACCUUGCAGCAACACUUAAAAAUGGCAAAGGAAAUUGAGAAAAAGCGUCGCAAUGAUCGCGAAGAGAUACGACGACGGUUAGCCAUGGGCUCGGAGGAAACUAGUCAUGAUACAAAAGACCGAAAUGCCUGGAAGUCGGGUAUACAGUCAAGACUAGCAAGUGCGCAGCUGGGUCGACUAAAUGAUCCCUCGUCAGAUACGGAAAGUCAUAGUUCGGACUCAGAGACGUGCCCGAAACUAUCCAAAACCAAGCAUGUCGAUAAUGUGAGUGCCCUUAGCAUUUCUUUGGCCGAUAAACCCACCUAUCCAUAUGUUGGUGGCUCACGAGCCUCGAUUUCAUCAUAUAACUCCGUUGCAGCGGUUAAUAAAUAUCCACAGGACAAGCAGCAGAAUUUCCAAAAGACCUUGUCUGCAUUUAGCAGUGAAGAUAUGGAAUGUGAUUUCUUUACCAAACAAGCUAAGCUACAGAUUGAAGCGCGCAUGGCGUUGGCACAAGCCAAGGAGAUGGCACACAUGCAGAUGGAGAUUGAACGCCAGAAUCGUCGGGUAUCACCAAUUACCGAUAUCAUUCGUGUGUCGUUGCGUAAGGUGGGCGUACAAAUGACUGGCGAUAAACGGCGGGUGUCACGUCAAAUGCUUACCGAUAUGAAUAUAGCUCAGCUGCAAGUGCUCGUCAACAGUUUGCAUACCCACAUCGAGGAGUUAAAUGAGUCACUAGUGCAUAACUUAAUGGAAAGAGAUGAUCUCCACGUGUCACAAGAUUCCAUGUUGGUGGAUAUUGAAGAGCUAACAAGAUAUAUUGGAGCCAACGAACAUCUGGCACAACGGUAUAAGAAUAGAAACUCCGAUCCGUACAAUCACAACUAAAGCCAUAUAUUGAGGAAUUCAUAACUGUAUACUAUUCGAGUGAAAGCUGCGAAGAAACUUAAAUGAAAAUACACGGAAUGCAAAAUAGUAAAAGAUUACUAAAUUAAAGUUAUAUUUAAUAUAUACCUAUUAUAGUUACAUACACUCAUACCAACAUAUAAAAGAUGAAUAAAUAAAUAAAAAAAAUACUCACAAAA
This is a messenger RNA of Ceratitis capitata (Mediterranean fruit fly), 4000 nucleotides long. RefSeq lists its product as uncharacterized. Gene Ontology annotation, biological process: positive regulation of hippo signaling. The record is from RefSeq and is a predicted model, not a curated record. Lineage: Eukaryota; Metazoa; Arthropoda; Insecta; Diptera; Tephritidae. Gene Ontology annotation, cellular component: plasma membrane; cell junction. The coding region runs from base 219 to 3803 and encodes 1194 amino acids. The transcript has 11 exons.